UCAUGAUGGACACUAGACAAUUAGAAGCCGUACCAGUUUAAUCUCGGAAUACAGUGAAAUAAUAGGAAGUAUGAUAAUAUUAAGAUUAAAGGAUCUUUAUAUAUCAUUGCCAGAUUUAUAUAUUAGAAAAUAUGUGCUAUCUGAAAAAAUAUGUGCAUUGAAGAAACCAUACAUUCCAAAAGUAAAUAUGCAUGAUCAAACAAAUUAAGAGGUAUAGAUGAAAAAUAAUUUUAGAUUCUAAGAGUUCCAAAAGUUUGGUAAUAAGUAAUGAAUGAUGUACAAUUGAAGGCACUUGAUUUUUCAGAGAGAAAGAAAUGGAAAGUAAAAGAAUAAUUUAUAUUAAUAUAUAGAUUGCUGUGAAUUAUUAAUUGGCAUAGGAAGCAAAGGCAAAUCAUUAGAUGUUAUAGAAAGAGAGGGAAGAAAUAGAGUAAUUUGGAAUUUGUAUUUCUUAUUCAUUAUGUCAGAUGGUAUAGAAAGCAUUUAAUUAAAUGGGUAAUUAUAAUUUUAUUAUAGGAUUAGAUAUUGAAGAACCAAAUCAAAAGCCAAUAUAAAAAUAUUUGAGAAUAAUGAAGAGUGAUAAUUAAGAAUUAGAUGAAUAGAGAUAUUAAGAUGCCCUUCAAAAAGUGAAAAGAUACUUAUCAACUAAUAGAGAUAUUUAUGUCUCUUUGGAAUCAUUAUUUCCAGAUAUGUAAUAAACAUAUUCAGAAUCAAAUACUCAUGAUAUUCAUUCUAAUGAUAGAAGGAAGAUUAAAUACACAGUUGAAUUCGAUUUUAAGAAGAAGUAUGAGAAUCUAUAAGAGGCUUUGUAAUUGUUUGUGAAUAAAGAUAUUCCAUUAAAAGAAUCUUUUGAGAAGAGUAUGAUGAGUAUAGAGAGUUUUCCAACUUCUUUGGAUAUGAUUUACAAACAUAAAGCAAAAUCAUAUUAUUAAGAACCUUGUUUGGAUCCAGAAUAUGAAGAAUUAUUAUAUAGAAUUGGUUGUACUCCUGAAUAGGUAUUAAAUGAUGGAGAAAAGAUGAUGAAGAAGUAUUAAAUCAUAUGAAUUAUAGAAUGAAGAUAUUCUCAAGUAAUUAAGUUGUAGAAUAACAAUUACUUCCAUAAUUGGAAUUAAAAGAUUUGUUUCGAUACAAAUAUAAUUAUAUAGAAAAAGAUUGUCAUUUUAUUUAGCAAAAUGGAAAAUUUAUACCUUUAAAUGCUGAAAGAUUCAAUUCACAUGCUUAAUCAAUAACAAAAUCAAAUGAAUUAGUCAAACAAUAUUUCAUAUAGUAAUAAUUAUACAUAAUCGAAUUUUUAGUUAUUAUUAGAAAUUUUAAGGAGAUUUUAAUUAAGUUAGUUAAGCCUUAUCAUCAAAUACAGUUACAGCUAAUUUGUAUUUGUAUACUCCUAAUUUCUGUGCUGAUCUUUAUGCUUGGUUGAUAUUUAAUAAGAGUAUUCCAUCAAAUUCUAAAUUUAUCUUACCUUAACAAUAUUAAAAGAAAUGUGAAUCAAUUAAAUAAAUAUAAAAAUCUUAAUAGCAAUAAACUUAAUACACUAAUAUACUAAAUGAUUAUGAAUAACUUAUUUAGAAGAAAUUACCAACUAAAAUAUAACAUUUAAGAUCUCUUCCAUAGAUACCAUUUAAACAAUAUAAUAAGUCUGUUUUCAAAGAAUUACUAACCAAAAUUAAAUUUGAUGAUCCCAUAUAGAUUAAGACUUCUGGAUAAGCUGAUUAUUCAAUGGUUGAAAGACUAUCAUUUUCUAAUUUGAAAGAAUUGGUUAAAUCUGUUAACAAUUCAAAAGGACACAUUGAAAAAAGAUAUAAAAACAUAUAUGAUAUUGCUAGAUAAGAUUGUUAUCCAAUUGAAUAAAUUAAAAAAGAAUUUGUAUAUAAUAUUUUUUAAUUUUUAGAGGAAAAAUUUUAAAUAACAAAUAUAAGUAGGAUAAAGAAUGUUUCCUUAAACUAUGAAGUAUAAUAAUUAACCACCAAAUUCUGGAUUACAAAUUAAUCAAUAUUAAUCGAAACCAACAACAAUAGAAGGUAUCAAUAGUACCUAAAAUAUUAUAAUGCCAUAAUAAUAACCUCCUCCAUAAUCGGCUAUGCCUAUAUAAACAUAAUUACCAUUAUAAUCAGCAUUACCACCCUAGGUUGCUUAAACUCCUCCAACAGCUUAAUAAUAUAUUCCACCUGCUACAUCAAGACCACGUAAAACAAAAUAAGAAGUUCCUGCUUAACCUCCUUAAUAAGCUCCUCCAACUGUUUAAUAACCAGCAUCUGCAAAAAAAAAUAAUAGAAAAAAAGAUGAUACAGUAGUUUAACCAGCUUCAGUAACAACUCCUGCCAAUGUUGAACCUUAAGAACCACCUAAACAAUCAAAAAGAACAAAAAAAUAAACAAAAGCCAAUGAUAAAAAUAAACAAUAAUAACCAGAAGAUCGUAAAGAUGAUAGUGUUUGA
Messenger RNA from Paramecium pentaurelia, 2431 nucleotides. Lineage: Eukaryota; Ciliophora; Oligohymenophorea; Peniculida; Parameciidae. The record is from the annotation of a GenBank genome assembly.